Anopheles stephensi (Asian malaria mosquito) is the source of this 3571-nucleotide messenger RNA. It is a transcript of the gene Drip, whose product is annotated as aquaporin AQPAn.G. Gene Ontology annotation, biological process: transmembrane transport. Gene Ontology annotation, molecular function: water channel activity. Gene Ontology annotation, cellular component: plasma membrane. The record is from RefSeq and is a predicted model, not a curated record. The transcript is spliced from 6 exons. Bases 733 to 1506 code for a protein of 257 amino acids. NCBI's taxonomy places the organism in Eukaryota, Metazoa, Arthropoda, Insecta, Diptera, Culicidae.
AUAACUUUCCUUCUUGCGAGCCGGUUCCCGUCCAGCCCUUUGGCGCGAAACGAGCACACGGUGGUGGUGGUCGAUUGCAAAGUUUUUUGCAAGUUGUGUCUGUUUGAGGCCCGUCUUUUGGCGGUGACUUUUGUCGUUUAAAGUUGUGCGCUUACUGUGAGCAUCGGUUUUUUUCGGUGGUGUAUCCCUUAACUGUUGCGUGCUGUCGAUUGCCAUCAGCGACGAAACAGAUUUAAAUUAACUACAAUCAUCCAAACAACGGUCCGGGAACUGUUUUCGGGGAUAUUUCGGAGGGAUAUUUGUCUCCAGCGCCGGGAACCUGCCCGCUAAAACAAGGGCUCGUUGAUUUAUUAUCACUUUAACGAUACACCCGUUCCCCCGGAGGGUACCUCCUUCGUGUAACCCGGAGGCCUUUUCCACGCGAUUGGAAAGUUUGAUCAAUAUCAAAAAACGGUUUGAUAGUAGCGAGGCUACUCGAGGUUUGUUUGUUUGUGCUCCCGUUUUGUAAUUCUUCGACAUUUACCCACUGCACAUCGGUGCAAGUCGGUCGAUCGUACUGGGCGGUAGUAAUUUUCGCGCGGGAAAUUCGUUUUCCCUCCGAUACCAGAACUUUCCGGGCGACAGUCCUUCGGUGCUUGUGUGCGUGAAAGUGCGUAUUCUUGCUGUCAAUCAGUAGCUGCGGCAGCCCGUUCGAGCCGAACCAAGUUCGCCAACUGCACGCCAGAGCCAGAGAUGAUACCCAUCCUCAGCAAGUUUGAUCUGAAAGAAGGAGUGAAACAGAUCGUCGGCGUCUCCGAUAUCACCGAGAAUCGCAACAUAUGGCGCAUGCUGAUUGCCGAGUUUCUCGGCACCUUCUUUUUGGUCGCGAUCGGCAUCGGUAGCACGACGGGCUGGACCGACUACAGUCCCACGCUUACGCAGAUUGCGUUCACCUUCGGCCUGGUGGUCGCCACGCUAGCACAGGCUUUCGGGCACGUGAGCGGAUGCCACAUCAAUCCGGCCGUCACGAUCGGGCUGAUGGUAACUGCCGACGUCAGCAUACUGAAGGGUGCUUUCUACAUUGUUUCGCAGUGCAUCGGUGCGAUCGCAGGAGCAGCCGUCAUUAAGGCCGCCACCCCGUCAGAAGUGGUCGGAGGACUCGGUGUGACCGGUAUCGCCCCGGGACUGUCCACCGGGCAGGGUGUCCUGAUCGAGGCGCUCAUCACCUUCAUGCUGGUGUUCGUCGUACAUGGCGUGUGCGAUAAUCGGCGCACGGACAUCAAGGGUUCGGCUCCACUUGCUAUCGGGCUUUCGAUCACGGCCGGCCAUCUGGCAGCGAUUAAGUACACCGGCGCCAGCAUGAACCCAGCCCGUUCGUUCGGACCGGCCGUUGUGAUGGGUAAUUACACCGAUCUGUGGGUUUAUUGGGUCGGUCCGAUUGUCGGUGGCAUUGUCGCCGGUGCCGUCUAUCGUCUGUUCUUCAAAGUAAGAAAAGGUGACGAGGAAUCAAAUUCAUACGAUUUUUAAAAACCCUUCUUCCCAAACUUCCCCCCUAAGAAAGGCAACAUAAAUUGUGUAGAUCAUUUCCGACCGACCAGCAAAUUGCAAGAACAGAACCAUCGCCAGCAAUCGUCCUUGUGCGCUACUGAAAAAAUGGCGAUUGAAAUCAUUGUUUCGUCCUUGUUAUCAAAUUGAUUCGUUAUGAAAUUUUAAUGUCUUGUUGUGUGUGUGUGUAUGUUAAAAUGUUCGUGUUUGUGUUAAGUGCGUGUGUGGACAUCAUCAUUUGGAAUCUGGAAUCUCAAUCAAUCUAACAAAAAAAAAACUCAUUUACCCCCUACGUGGUUGGAAUUCAUUCCCGUCCCAGCUGAAUUAAUCAACACAAUCCUGUGUCGCGUGUCCUUACAGGAUGCAUUUUAAUGCAUAAUUCUUAUAUGUGUGUGUUUUUCUUUCUCAUUUUCUCGUUUAACUUCCGCCCGGUUUGCAGAUGAACACUAACAAAGUAGGACAAGUGACUAACGACGUUCAGUACAUUUAGCCCGGAGCGUAAUCCGCUAGCCCAUCUCGAUAGCUUCUACUACAAUUAACCUGACGUCCCGUGUGUCCUCCGGUUCCGGGUGUCAAACCUCGGGAAGAGCAUCACAACUCAUAACAACUACGCAUUCACCAUACAUCCAAAACAUGGCCUUAUAAUGAGGAUCAAGCGAUCCUAACAUGGUGGAGCUUCAGCUUGACUGUUGACUACCUGGAGUUUGGUGACAUAGGCCUUACCGAUGCAACACAUCCCAAAAUGCAUAACGAUGCAGCGCCAAACAUGCACAGCCGAUUGGAACUACUAAACCUUCUGAUUUGAUGAUUCAACGCUAACCAACUCCUUACCAAAUUGGGGGGCUUCAAGGAACCUCGGUGCUGAAGAGAAUUUGCAGAAGGCGUUCCAAGUUCAUGCCUAAUCAAUGUAUUAACAGUGUUUGUUAAGGAUGGCUUAUCUGACUAACUAUCAAUUAACAGCGGGCAAAAGAUGAACACCAAACCUAAUUAUCACUGAUAUUAGCACUAACACCACACAUGUAUUCGUAGUGCGUUUCCACGGCAGGAAGCAACUAACCCUGGCAGUAGCUUAGCGUUUCUGUUUGGUAGUAGUUAAUAUACAUUCAACUGACACCAUAACCACGUUUCCACCGUGCUAGCAAAAAGGGAUGGACAAAAUUGUAAAGCAAUAGCUGGUUUGAAUAUUUUUCCUGUUCCACCUGCAAACGUACUCCAACUGCAAAUGCACAUUUGAUCAGCUUCAUCACACUAUGGCAAGCACACAAGGACCACAAGCGACCGGGUAGGCGAGCAAGGCAGUAGAUUUUUGGGAUUAAACUGUAGAAGCGAUUUCCUUACACCUGUUGGUCGGGGUUAUGUUGUCUAGGUUGCUCCUUUUUGCUCCACGUCUCGUUCUGUUUUGUUGUGUUUUUUUUUCUAUUUUAUUGUUUUUAUUUACUGCUGUGUUUGUUGAAACUGUAGCACACGCACACUCGUUCUCUGUAAGAUUCUUAUCGCAUAUUAUGUAUUAUUUAAAUGAAACUUCACGACUAUUGUUAGAGCAGGCUAAAACUGGGAAGGAUAGGCAGCUUUGCAUGCAUGCAACAACAUCGUCCACUGUGUUUGCGCAUAAAUGUAGACAUGAUAGCAUGAUGAUGAUGAUGAUGAUGAUGAUAGUAGCUUGAUGGCCUACCGAGUAGCUCCAGAAUUGCCGAUAGUACCGUUUUCCGAAGGAUCAAUGCUUAUUAUGUCACUUUCAACCAGCAAAUGCAAAACAGGAAAAGAAAAUCUUUAAAGAUAAUUCAUUAAUCCCACUUCAAGCAGAGCAAAAUUGUGACGCAAAAAAAUCGAACAAACAAACAAACAAAAACAUGUUACACGCUAUCCGUAUCCGUAAACAUCAUCCAUCAAUUAGGGAGAUCCGAUUCUAUCCGUAAGUUCUAUUUAUGUAUCAUAUACAUCGGAAUUUACCAAAAUAGUGUUGUUGUGGCAGUGAGAGAGAGAGAGAUAUAGUGUGUGUGAGAAAGAGAGAAGAUCUUUAAAUGAAUAAAAAUAAUGUUAAACGAUA